Messenger RNA from Soboliphyme baturini, 374 nucleotides. Lineage: Eukaryota; Metazoa; Nematoda; Enoplea; Dioctophymatida; Soboliphymatidae. The record is from the annotation of a GenBank genome assembly.
CAGAUCCAGGCAGACAUCGAGCGCAUUUUCGAGCUGGCGCGCUGCAUGCAACUGGUCAUUCUCGACUGCGACACGAUCAACCAUCCUUCGCAGUUGUCGAAGACGACAUUGGCGCCGAUCAUCAUGUUCAUCAAAAUCAGCUCGCCGAAGGUGCUGCAGCGGCUCAUAAAAUCCAGAGGCAAGUCACAGUCGCGAAACAUGAGCGUCCAGAUGAUCGCCGCUGACCGACUGGCUCAGUGCUCGCCGGUACGUUUUUUGCAUUGUCUACGUGUCGCUGGAUACGGUUCAGGCACCGACGACGAGCUGAGUUCUUUUAUAAGUUACUACUGUAGUACAUUACUAGCUUCUUGUGAUAUAGUUCUGCUACGAUAGUG